Phytophthora sojae is the source of this 984-nucleotide messenger RNA. RefSeq lists its product as hypothetical. Gene Ontology annotation, molecular function: zinc ion transmembrane transporter activity. Gene Ontology annotation, biological process: zinc ion transmembrane transport. NCBI's taxonomy places the organism in Eukaryota, Oomycota, Peronosporomycetes, Peronosporales, Peronosporaceae. Gene Ontology annotation, cellular component: membrane. The transcript has a single exon. The record is from RefSeq and is a predicted model, not a curated record. Bases 1 to 984 code for a protein of 327 amino acids.
AUGGUUCAAACGGGCCACGCAGUCGCCGUCGCCUUCGCGCUCAAUAUCGCCGCCGGUGCAGCAACGAUUCUAGGCGGUAUGGUCGUCUUCAACAAGCGUCUCGUGUACUUGGCCAACCCGCUGAGUCUGGCUGUGGCUCUGAGCGUCUCCGCAGGCGUCAUGCUGUUCAUUUCGCUAGCCGAGAUUUUCGGCGAAGCUGUGGACUCGCUGACCCUGGGCAUCAAGACCGACGAUAUGUCGGAGGACACCGCCAAGGGCCAUGGUUGGCUUGCGGCCGCCUGCUGUAUGGUCGUCGGCAUCGUGCUCAUUUACGCGAUCGAUGUGAUCGUGCGCAUGAUCUCGCCCGAGCACGACCAUACGGAAAUCGACAACCUGGAAAACCUGCAAGACAAUAUGGCCUUCCACGACUCCAAGGAGAGCCAGCAGCUGAACUCCCCGGUUGUCCAGCUUGAGAGCCAAGCCAUCCCAAGCUCCAACACCGGCGUAUACUUCAAGAUGGACGACACGGCCAAGAAGAACCUGCAGCGAAUGGGUCUGCUCAGUGCGCUGGCCAUUGGCAUUCACAACGUCCCCGAGGGUAUCGCUACGUACGCUGGAUCGAUCCAGAACUCUUCGGUUGGGUUCUCCCUCGCCUUCGGCAUUGGUCUCCACAAUAUCCCCGAGGGAAUCGCAGUGGCAGCACCGAUCUACUUCGCCACGGGCAGUCGCUGGCGGGGCAUUAUGUGGUGCGUUGUCUCCGCUAUUGCGGAGCCGCUGGGCGGGGUGAUCGCAUGGCUGGCUAUUGGCGACGGCAUGGACCACAUCUCGGAGGGCAUUCUGUACGGCCUCGUUUGCGGUAUCAUGGUUUGCAUCUGCGUCAAGGAACUGCUGCCGACCGCCUUCCGCUUCGCCGGCGACAAGACGCAUCUCGUCGCAAUGGGCAUCUUUUUCGGGAUGUUUGUGAUGAUCACCAGUCUCACUCUCUUCGGCUACGCUGGCGCAUAA